AUCAACAAAUAACAAUCUAAUCAAGCGACGAAAACCAAAACGCGCAAGGCGAACGGCACAGGCGCGAUCGGGCCAAGCGAGCGUCCCCCCAGGGAAUUCAGAACCCAGCCGCCGCGCCCCGCCGCCGGCAGCCGCCGUCUCCGGCGCCCCUCUCCGGCACCUCCGACGCCGCCCGCGUCCGGAGCACCCUCGACCCUUCGAUUCGGAGGCUGGUUCGCUGAGGCUCGAGGCGACGCGAAUUGUUAUCGAUAGCUAUGCAGAGUCAACUUGUCUGUAAUGGCUGUCGAAGCAUUCUUCUUUAUCCAAGAGGGGCUACAAAUGUUUGCUGUGCAUUAUGUAACACAAUAACCUCUGUUCCUUCUCCUGCAUAUGUAGGUGCAGAUAUGGCCCAGCUUAUAUGUGGAGGUUGCAGGACACUGCUUAUGUACACCCGUGGGGCAACCAGUGUGAGAUGCUCCUGCUGUCACACUGUCAACCUUGCACCAGUUACACCUGCUUCCAAUCAAUAUGCUCAUGUAAAUUGCGGAAACUGUCGGACGAUGCUGAUGUAUCCAUCUGGAGCUCCAUCUGUGAAGUGUGCGAUCUGUCAAUUUAUUACUAACGUUGGUGCGGGCAAUCCAAGGGUUUCUGUUCCACCACAAAGAAUCGAUGGACCACCGUCAGGGACAACACCGUCUACUUCAACGUCAAUGCCCCAAUCUACUCAAACUGUAGUGGUUGAAAACCCCAUGUCCGUUGACGAGAGUGGCAAACUGGUGACUAAUGUCGUCGUCGGCGUCACAACAGAGAAAAGGUGAUCUAUUGCCAACAGUUGAAUAUGGAUAUGGAGAUUGGUUGUGCAUACCUUGUGAGAAAGACAUUCACAUCAGUACUGGAGUCCCCAGUACAUUCAGAUUCCUGUCGCUGUAUUGAGGAUCUUGUAAAACUUCGUCUUCAUUUGUUUGGCCCUAUGGUACUUGUAGAGUGAAUAAAAGUCUUGAUAUUCCUACAUGAGCUUGGACAAAAAAGGUUAUCUACUUUUAUCAGUUGAAUAUGGAGAUGGAUGUUGGUUUGUAUAUGAUGUGGAUAAUAGCAUUUUAUAUGUGUACUUCAAGCACAUUCAUUAGUUCCAUGGA
Eucalyptus grandis is the source of this 1115-nucleotide messenger RNA. Its product is annotated as protein LSD1. NCBI's taxonomy places the organism in Eukaryota, Viridiplantae, Streptophyta, Magnoliopsida, Myrtales, Myrtaceae. The transcript has 7 exons. The record is from RefSeq and is a predicted model, not a curated record. Bases 255 to 797 code for a protein of 180 amino acids.